AUGGCCGCACAUAUGGGUUUCAGUGGCAAUGCCGCUCCUCCCAGCUCCUCGUCAGCACCAGCUCCCACCGGAGCUGCCACCAUGGAUGCUGACAACAGCUCCAUCGGUCAGGAAGGGAAGCCGGCGAUAUUCGCAGCAGGUGAGGAUUGGGAUUCAGAGCAGAAACUGGUAACUGCUUUGUCAAUGCUGCAGCAGAUGGAAGCAAAGAUCCAUCGUCUCCGAAACCUCGUUCCAAACCGCCUGCUUGCGCCGCUGGUUCCCAUUGUCAAUCCCGAAGCGCGCAUGCCAAUCCCGAGUUCCCCGCAAGAGAUGUUCGACCAGCUCGCGCAAGCAGCUCGCGCCGGAGUGGCCGAAGUGGAAAUUUUCCAGUCUGAAUGGCGCAGCCCGGAGAUGGCGGCGAUCUGGACUCGGGUAGAUCACAAGUUAAACGAGAGCGGCGGCGAGUACCCGCCCACGACGGGUGUGUGGGAACGGGACUACGACAGCAUCUCGAGAGCGCUCAGCAGGGAAGAGCAGACGGAGAAGGAGCAGAGAAGUCGGCUGGAAGAAGAGGAGGAAAAGAGCAGAGUGGUGGUGUUGGGAGAAGGAGGCGGCUGGAGGGAUGUCGUUGAGAAGUACAGGAAGCGAGAUCUUCCGAUAGCCAUCCAUGUCCCGCGUCCGGCCGACAGCAGCGGCCGCUUCGCCGUUGCGAUCCCGAAGCUUUCGUUGCAGCUCUAUGUCCUCCAGGGCCCGUCGUCCUAUGACGACAGCCAAGGUCCGCGGGAAUGGCAGGUGACGACAGUGCCGCGAGGGAACACGUCCAAGAUGGAGGCGGAAAUCCUGGAAUGCAUCAGGUCCAGAGACAAGAAAUGGGACCUGCCCUAUCUUUUGACUAACCGACUGCUGCGCCCAGCUGCCAACCGUCCGAAAACCCACUCAAAUCCAGUCAACGUCAACGUCAACGUCAACUGA
Molecule: messenger RNA, 951 nt
Organism: Histoplasma mississippiense
Lineage: Eukaryota; Fungi; Ascomycota; Eurotiomycetes; Onygenales; Ajellomycetaceae
Exons: 3
Coding region: 1-951 (316 amino acids)
Source: RefSeq, a predicted model, not a curated record